Messenger RNA from Rubroshorea leprosula, 612 nucleotides. Lineage: Eukaryota; Viridiplantae; Streptophyta; Magnoliopsida; Malvales; Dipterocarpaceae. The record is from the annotation of a GenBank genome assembly.
AUAAGGUUAAUUAUAUUCCAACUCUUCUUCUAGUCUGGGGUUAAAUCAUGGCGAAACUCACCAGGAGCUCUAACCCUUCUCCAUAUAACAUUGAAAUUUACAGGAAAACUAGGAUUAUGGUUUCCCUGUUCAUCAUCUUCUUUGUUGUUACCUCAAAACCGACUAAUAUUGCGGCUUGUAGGCCCGCAGAAGGCCAUCAAAACCCUAGAGUGGUUGAUCACAGUGAUCAAGCACACUCUGUCUCAGCUGCUAGAACUCCCUCUCCGCCUUCAAGUCAUUCGUCCUGCACUUACAUACCCGGUGACAAAAGUGGAAACUGUCCGGCUGAUCCAUAGCUGAAUUUGCACAUAAUUCAGUGCAAUUACCACCAGUGCAGUGGGGAUAUCCAUAUGGUAUUUACUAGUUCUGUAAUUAAUUAGUAUGUGCAUGUGCAUGUGUAUAUAUGUCUGUGAUCACAUGAUCAUCAAGAAUAAGCUGAGAUGUGUAAAUUUCAUUUUCAUGUUAUAUGCCUAAUAAUAUUGUGUAAGUUCAUGUGUGUUUGCAGUAAAUUAAUAAGAACUUCUCUGUAUCUCUUCCCUGCUUUACUUCUUUGUAUAAAUUAGUUUUUUUUUU